AUGGACAGUUUGGGUUUGGCACUAGUAAGUUUGCAGAAAAACAUUGAUUUGCUCUUGAAAGUUUGGAUGGUGACUCCUGAUUUCGCGCUCACUCUCUCCUUGCUUGGUUCUCACACUCGCUCUGUGCAGGUCUCGUCUGAGCGAGCCAUGGAAGCCAACACAAGCAGCAAGACCGGCGAGGUGCCGUCCCUCCUCGCCAACGUUGAGGUUUCCCAUCUCGACGGCUUCGAUACGACCACCCCGAUGCAGAGCCCCAAACCGGUGCUUUACCCCGACACGGGCCGCCCCGCCCGGAUGCGGCCGCCGGAGCGCGUGGCCCCGCGCAGCGAGACGGUGAUCCCAGCUUUCGACUCGCCGUUCAACCCGCCGGGGCAGCGCUCGGGGUACCCCGUGUCUAUCAGCCUGCCAUCGUCGCCGACCGGCUUCGGCGAGCCCCUCGUGGCGCCCGGCGGCGACUUGCACGAGCGGAAGCAGGCCAUGUCGAACGCGGCGCAGGAGCCGGCGCAGCACGUGAGGUUCGUGCAGCCGCACAGGGUGAUGUUCCGGUCGCAGCCGAACCCCGGCGGGGUGCCCACCCACGCCGUGAGACGGAUGGGUAGCCGGGGCGGCAGGACCAUGAACCGGGACAAGCGCUUCGACUCGUUCAAGACGUUUUCCGGGAAGCUGGAGCGGCAGAUCACCCAUCUGGCCGGCGGCGGCGUGCCGGUUAGUACCCCCGAGGAGGAGGAGUUCGCCCAGGGACAGGGAGAAGCCGUGAGUGGCGACAACGUUGAUCGCUUCUUCGCCGCACUGGAGGGACCCGAGCUGGACAAACUCAAGUCGUCGGAGGAGCUGGCGCUGCCGGCGGACAAGAAGUGGCCGUUCCUGCUCCGGUUCCCCAUCUCGGCGUUCGGUAUGUGCCUCGGGGUCAGCAGCCAGGCGAUCCUGUACAAGACGAUCGCGACGGCGGCGCCGACCGAGUUCCUGCACGUGAACCCCAAGGUGAACCUGGUGCUUUGGUUCAUCUCCGUGGGGCUAAUGUCCAUCAUCACGGCCGCGUACGCAUUCAAGAUCAUCUUCUUCUUCGAGGCCGUCCGUCGCGAGUACUACCACCCCAUCCGUGUCAACUUCUUCUUCGCGCCGUGGAUCGCCUGUCUGUUCCUGGCCAUGGGCGUGCCCCCCUCCGUCGCCACCCAGCUGCCUCCCUGGCUUUGGUACGCGCUCAUGUUCCCGGUGCUGUGCCUCGAGCUCAAGAUCUACGGGCAGUGGAUGUCCGGCGGGCAGAGGCGGCUGUCCAAGGUGGCCAACCCGUCCAACCACCUGUCCGUCGUGGGCAACUUCGUGGGCGCGCUGAUGGGCGCGUCCAUGGGGCUCAAGGAAGGUCCCAUCUUCUUCUUCGGCGUCGGGAUGGCGCACUACGCCGUGCUGUUCGUGACGCUGUAUCAGAGGCUGCCCACCAACGCGACGCUGCCCAAGGACCUGCACCCGGUCUUCUUCCUCUUCGUGGCGGCGCCGAGCGUGGCGUCCAUGGCGUGGGCCAAGAUCGUGGACGAGUUCGGCGUGGGGGCCAAGCUCGCCUACUUCAUCGCCAUGUUCCUCUACUCGUCGCUCGCCGUCCGGAUCAACUUCUUCAGAGGGUUCAGGUUCUCGCUGUCGUGGUGGGCCUACACGUUCCCGAUGACCGGCGCGGCCAUCGCGUCCAUCCGGUACGCCACCGUGGUGGACAAUGCCUUCACCAAGGCGCUGUGUGUGGGGCUGUCGCUGCUGGCCACGCUCACCGUGACGGGCCUCUUCGCCACCACCAUGGUGCACGCCUUGGUGUUCCACGACCUUUUCCCCAACGACAACGCCAUCGCCAUCACGGACCGCAAGAUGAAGCCUAUCAUGGAGCUGCAAGAGAGUGGCAAGGACGACGACAGCCGCUCCGGCAGCAGCAGCAGCAAGGACGUAGAGGCCGGCGCCGCUGCCGCAGUAGCACCAGAAGCUUGA
Triticum turgidum subsp. durum (durum wheat) is the source of this 1968-nucleotide messenger RNA. The record is from the annotation of a GenBank genome assembly. Lineage: Eukaryota; Viridiplantae; Streptophyta; Magnoliopsida; Poales; Poaceae.